UAUGCAACGUGACACACGUGCGCACACACACACACACAAACAGACGCGUGAUGUGAUGCUGUCUGAGGAUGGAUGCAAAAAAGAGAAAAGUAGACAUUCGGAGCUAUUUUAAAACAAACCACCAAAGUAAGCCACUUAAAACCACUGAGCCACUUCUCUAUUAAUAACAUAAUGUUGUAAUGAUUACAGGUAUCUAAGCCACAAACGUUCUUCUCAGUGUUCAUAUGGCAUGCAUCAGUGCAUUUAUUUUGUCAGGUCAGGUGACAGAAGCAGUCCUGUCAUGUUGUGGAGAGGCAGGUGGAAAGGCAGGGUUACAGGUGAGGUCAUACAAUAACAUGGUAGUGUUGGUUGUGAAAUUUAGCAUUGAGCAUUCUCCUCAAAACGAUACAGUAACUGCAAAAAUGCUCUUGUUAGUUUUGAACGGCACCAGAAUAGUAAGUCGCACCAUCAUGCAGUUACAGUUUGUGUUCAAGAAGCAUCCCCUGUAGAUUCACAACUUUCAAGUGCCUUGGCAAAGCAACAAGAGGAUGCUAGGUAUUGCCUGCAAAAUAUUGUAGGUUCAGUACAGUUCCUUGCUAGGCAGGGUAUGGCACUGCGAGGCCAUGAAACAGAAAAUGCGAAUCUUUUUCAGCUUUUAAAAUUCAAAGCCAAUGAUGAUGCGCGUCUCUCUAGUUGGCUAUCCCGUUGUCAUGACUAUACUUCUCCUUCUGUGCAAAAUGAGAUUUUGGAAAUGUUAGGAAAUUGUAUUGUCAGAGGCAUUGCAGUCUCUAUCCAGUCUCUUCCAGUUUUGCAGUACUCACUCAUUAUAGAUGGCACUCAGGAUGUCUCAGGAGUAGAGCAAGAAUCUAUAUGUUUUAGAUAUGUGGACCAUGACCUGGUACCACAAGAGGUUUUUGUUGGUUUGUAUGAAGUCUCAGGGACUACUGGAGAGGACAUUGCUAGAGUGGCUGUGGAUGCACUCAUGAGGCUAAAUAUUCCCAUGUCUGGUUUAAGAGGGCAAACAUAUGAUGGUGCUGCUAAUAUGUCAGGAAGACAUUGUGGAGCACAAGCACAGCUAAAGAGACAGCAGCCAUUGGCUUUAUAUGUGCAUUGUGGGUCACAUUGUCUUAACUUGAUCACACAAUCUGCAUGCCUAGCCAGUCCUGUGAUACGGGAUGCCUUGCAGUGGGUCCAUGAGCUAGGGACAUUAAGCCAACAGUCUGGAAAAUUCAAGUCUAUAUUUUCAGCAGUGGCAGCAGGUUCAGAAGGACCAUCAACAUCACUCAGACCACUGUGUCCAACCAGGUGGACAGUGCGAGGAAAAGCAAUCAAAGCAGUGCUGUCUCAGUAUGAGAGUGUUUUAUCAAGAUUGGAGGAGAUGGCAUCAAAUGGAUCUAACACAGGUGUGAGGGCAAAUGGACUGCGAGAGAGGUUUGAAAAGGGUAAAACUAGAUGUUCUGCAGAAGUUAGAGGAAACUCUACUGACUGGAGAAGUGAUUGACAUUGUUGAUCAGUAUCCAGAACUGAACAGAGACAAUCUAAAAGUCCAGCUAGCCAUGUUUCGCUCUAGAAACACUUUUAGAUCUAGUACUGAAGUGGCUAAUAUUCUAAGAGGAAUGUCAGUUGAAUUGAGAGGCCUGUUUGAUCAAGUUGAAACCCUUGUCAGGCUGCUUUUAGUGGUCCCAGUGUCAUCAGCUGAGGCCGCAAGAAGUUUUAGUGCUCUUCGAAGACUAAAAACAUGGCUCAGAACAACAAUGACAAGUGAGACUGAACAGUAUUGCUGUUUGCCAUGUCCACCAGGACAAACUAGACAAAAUUGAUGUGAAACAAAUAUGCCAGCAGUUUAUUUCUGGUAAUGACAGACGUAGACAUGUGUUUGGCUUGUACAAAUAGCAAGUUACAGUACAGUACACACUAAGCUCUCAGUUAUUAUAUAGUAUAUAUAAAUAUAUAAUGUUCUUUAUUUCACAAAAUUAAGUAAUUAAUACAUUAUGUUCUGUGAUGUAAUGUGUUGGUUUUUUCUGGAGCAGAUCUGGAGGAAAUCUGCUUGUUCAGUUUUUUUUUU
Messenger RNA from Tachysurus fulvidraco (yellow catfish), 2044 nucleotides. Its product is annotated as zinc finger MYM-type protein 1-like. The transcript is spliced from 2 exons. The record is from RefSeq and is a predicted model, not a curated record. NCBI's taxonomy places the organism in Eukaryota, Metazoa, Chordata, Actinopteri, Siluriformes, Bagridae. The coding region runs from base 587 to 1480 and encodes 297 amino acids.